AUAGUGAGAAUUCAAUAAUCGGAUUGGGAGACAGCAAUCUAAAUUAUAUUCAUUUUAUCCAUUGCUUAAAGCAUGGAUUCCAUAUAUUAUUGUGAUAUUUACAUUCCAGAAUAAUACAAUUUUCGGAGUUCGAAAAGCAUUUGCCUUGAAAAUAACUUGACAUUCUCCUGAUUAAAAGUAACACUUGUUUCGCUCUCUUUGAAUGGCAUUUGGUAUCUUGGUUUAAAACAUACAUUCUUUGUAUUUUGACAGUUGGUUGGUUUUGCUUCGUGUUGUUCGGGCAAACAGAAAGAAAAUCGAAUCGCGGAGGAGUGAUUCAAAAUCGUGAUAGAUACCAAAGUAGAUGAAAGGCGUAUUAAUUUUCGAUGCAUUGAAAAAUUAAAAAAUAUAAUAAUAAAAUUUAUAAUUCUAAAUAAGUGUGUAAGAAAUUAAAAAAAAAUAAAUAAGUGUUAAAUUUGUAUAAAUAUCUCUGACACUUCGGUGGCAGUAGUUUUUUGGGCCUGUCUAAGGACGUAGGAGCGUAACACCAUCGAAAUGGAGAAUUUAAUUCCAAUCGUUAAUAAAUUGCAAGAUGCAUUUACGCAAUUGGGUGUUCACAUGCAGCUUGAUCUGCCACAGAUUGCUGUGGUAGGUGGUCAAUCGGCUGGAAAAAGUUCAGUACUUGAGAAUUUUGUCGGAAAAGAUUUUUUACCUCGCGGUUCUGGAAUUGUAACACGCCGCCCCCUAAUAUUGCAAUUAAUAAAUGGCAUCACUGAAUAUGGCGAAUUUUUGCAUUGCAAAGGAAGAAAGUUUACUAAUUUUGAUGAAAUUCGGAAAGAGAUUGAAGAUGAAACGGAUCGCGUGACAGGCAGUAAUAAAGGCAUAUCAAACAUUCCCAUCAAUUUACGUGUAUACUCACCACACGUACUCAAUUUAACAUUAAUCGAUUUGCCAGGUUUAACAAAAGUAGCAAUUGGUGAUCAACCACAGGAUAUUGAGCAACAGAUAAAAGGAAUGAUCUUUCAAUUUAUCAAAAAAGAAACAUGCUUGAUAUUAGCUGUAACUCCGGCGAAUACCGAUUUAGCCAAUUCAGAUGCUUUGAAACUGGCAAAAGAAGUCGAUCCUCAGGGUGUACGUACAAUUGGUGUUAUUACAAAACUUGAUUUGAUGGAUGAAGGCACAGAUGCGCGAGAUAUAUUGGAAAAUAAACUAUUGCCAUUGCGACGUGGUUAUAUUGGUGUAGUAAAUCGUUCACAAAAAGAUAUUGAGGGGCGUAAAGAUAUACAUAUGGCUUUAGCUGCAGAACGUAAAUUCUUCUUAAGUCAUCCAUCAUAUCGUCAUAUCGCUGAUCGUUUGGGUACACCGUAUUUACAACGUGUACUCAAUCAACAGUUGACCAAUCACAUACGAGAUACGUUACCCGGAUUACGUGACAAAUUACAGAAACAAAUGCUUGCUUUAGAAAAAGAUGUUGAACAAUUCAAGCAUUUCCGACCCGAUGAUCCCAGUAUAAAGACAAAAGCUAUGUUACAAAUGAUACAACAGUUACAAUCCGAUUUUGAACGUACUAUUGAAGGAUCUGGUUCAGCUUUAGUUAAUACAAAUGAAUUAUCUGGUGGUGCUAAAAUAAAUAGAAUAUUUCAUGAACGAUUACGUUUUGAAAUUGUUAAAAUGGCAUGUGACGAAAAAGAGUUGCGUCGUGAGAUCUCUUUUGCCAUUCGUAAUAUACAUGGUAUUCGUGUAGGCCUCUUCACACCAGAUAUGGCUUUCGAGGCUAUUGUUAAGCGUCAAAUUGCACAAUUAAAAGAGCCUGUAAUUAAAUGUGUUGAUCUAGUCGUACAAGAGUUAUCUGUUGUUGUGCGAAUGUGUACUGAUAAGAUGUCUCGUUAUCCACGCUUACGUGAAGAAACUGAACGUAUUAUUACCACACACAUUCGUCAACGUGAGCAAUACUGCAAAGAACAAAUUUUGUUAUUAAUUGAUUUCGAGUUAGCCUACAUGAAUACCAACCAUGAGGAUUUUAUUGGCUUUGCAAAUGCUCAGAGUAAGUCAGAAAAUGCCAAUAAAACGGGCACUCGCCAGCUUGGCAAUCAGGUCAUUCGAAAAGGUCAUAUGGUUAUACAAAAUUUGGGUAUAAUGAAAGGCGGUUCUCGUCCUUAUUGGUUUGUGCUUACAUCGGAGAGUAUUUCAUGGUUCAAGGAUGAAGACGAGAAGGAAAAGAAAUUCAUGUUACCGUUGGAUGGUUUGAAAUUACGUGACAUUGAACAGGGAUUUAUGUCAAUGUCAAGACGUGUUACCUUUGCUUUAUUUAGUCCUGAUGGACGUAAUGUUUAUAAGGAUUAUAAACAACUUGAAUUAUCUUGCGAGACAGUCGAAGAUGUGGAGUCAUGGAAAGCAUCAUUUUUGCGUGCUGGUGUUUAUCCUGAAAAACAAGUUAAUCAGGAGAAUGGUGAUGAACAGGAAGGACAAGAGUCUGUUGGCGAAGAAGCUUCAACAGAUCCACAAUUAGAACGUCAAGUUGAGACUAUAAGAAAUUUAGUUGAUUCCUAUAUGAAAAUUGUGACAAAAACAACACGUGAUAUGGUUCCAAAAGCUAUAAUGAUGCUUAUCAUUAACAAUACUAAAGAUUUCAUAAAUGGUGAAUUGCUGGCUCAUCUUUAUGCCACUGGCGAUCAGGUACAAAUGAUGGAAGAAUCUGCUGAAUCAGCAACAAAACGUGAAGAAAUGUUGCGCAUGUAUCACGCAUGCAAAGAAGCAUUAAAUAUUAUCAGUGAAGUCUCAAUGGUGACUGUAUCCUCACCUUUACCACCGCCAGUUAAAAACGAUUGGUUACCAAGCGGAUUAGAUAAUCCACGCUUAUCGCCACCUAGUCCUGGUGGACCCCGAAAACCAGCACCAACAGCACAGGGUUCAUUGGGUAGCGCGGGUGGACGUGGCCCCCCACCACCUCCAGCUUCUGGUCGUCCAGCACCAGCAAUUCCAAAUCGCCCAGGAGGCGGUGCACCGCCUUUACCUGGCGGCCGCCCAGGCGGCGCUCUUCCACCACCACUACUACCUUCACGCGUAACUGGAGCAGUCGGUGGCGCAAUCACUCAACAAACUGGUGCAAAUCGUUAUGUACCCGAAAGUAUGCGUGGACAAGUGAAUCAAGCUGUUGGACAAGCGGCUAUUAAUGAAUUAUCCAAUGUCUUUGCAACAAGAUUCAAUCGUGUUGGACCCAAUGCUCCACCAAAAUUGCCGGACAGACCAUCAUAUUAUGGCAACACAACAAAUGGACGACCCUAUUAAAAGAAUGAUUCAGAAUAAACUCUAAUUUAUUUUACUAUAGCAGUUGAAACGCUUUCGGUUGAUAUAUGCGUCUUUACAUAUAUUUACAUAUAUGCAUAUAAAUUCUGGCGCCAAAAUGCAAACCAAUGUAUAAAAGAAAGAAAUUAAAUAAAUAUU
Teleopsis dalmanni is the source of this 3423-nucleotide messenger RNA. It is a transcript of the gene shi, whose product is annotated as dynamin. The transcript has 17 exons. Gene Ontology annotation, molecular function: microtubule binding; GTPase activity; GTP binding. The record is from RefSeq and is a predicted model, not a curated record. Gene Ontology annotation, cellular component: microtubule; plasma membrane; cytoplasm. NCBI's taxonomy places the organism in Eukaryota, Metazoa, Arthropoda, Insecta, Diptera, Diopsidae. The coding region runs from base 535 to 3267 and encodes 910 amino acids. Gene Ontology annotation, biological process: receptor-mediated endocytosis.